Molecule: messenger RNA, 1149 nt
Organism: Phaeoacremonium minimum UCRPA7
Lineage: Eukaryota; Fungi; Ascomycota; Sordariomycetes; Togniniales; Togniniaceae
Product: putative -dichloro- -cyclohexadiene- -diol dehydrogenase protein
Exons: 1
Coding region: 1-1149 (382 amino acids)
Molecular function (GO): oxidoreductase activity
Source: RefSeq, a predicted model, not a curated record
AUGGCCCCUACAGGGACUGAAGACAUCUUCCGUCUGGUUGAGACGAUAAGACAGUCCGGCCCGGUUGAUGCAACAGCACCGUACGAGGCAGAUGGUGUCGCCGGCAAGACAAUUGUAAUCACGGGAGGCGCCUCGGGAUUCGGAGCAGCGUUCGCAAGGCAUUGGGCAAAACACGGCGCCUAUCUCAUAUUGGGGGACAUCAACGACAAAGGGGGUGAGGAGCUGGUCGCGGAACUCCGCUCAAGCACGGGGUCAGAGAAUCACCACUACCAUCACUGCGAUGUAACAGAUUGGAAAAGUCAAGUGGCGUUCUUUCAGGCGGCCGUGAGGCUCAGCGGAACCGGUGGCAUCGAUGCCGUGGUUGCCAACGCCGGCAUCAGGGAGGUGCAGAACGCGGCAUCUGGCAUGGGCUUCGAGAAUCCGACUGAGGACCUUGCCACGGACGCGAGCCCUCCGCCGCCAAACCUGAAGGUCAUGGACGUCAACCUCACAGGCGUCCUCUACACAGUGCACCUAGCCCUGUUCUGGCUGCAGAAGAACGGCGCUGGAAAACAGCACGGCGGGCUGGCGACGGAGCCGCCAACGCGCGCCGAGCGGCCCCGGGACCGCCAUCUGCUGCUCAUCAGCUCCGUGGCUGGCAUCGCGGCCUUGCCGGGCCAACCUCUCUACGCGGCGACAAAGCACGCCCUCGUGGGCCUCUUCCGCUCGCUGCGCGGCACCGUCUGGCGGCAGGGCGUGCGCAUCAACAUGGUCUGUCCGUUCUACGUGGGAACAGACUUCAUACCGAACCGGGGCCUGAUGAUGCUCGCGGGCGGGGGCUCAACGAAGGUGGAGGAUGUGGUGGACGCGAGCACGCGGCUGAUGGCCGACGAGGGCAUCGUGGGCAGAUCGCUUGUGGUAGGGCCGAAGCUGGACCUGGUGGAUGGCGAGGACGGACAGCCGGAAGUCGUCCCAUCCGGGGCCGAGAAGAGGCAGCAGGCCGUUUGGGAAGCCUACGCCCACGACUACGACAGCGUCGACAUAUUUGUCUACCGGUACACGAAGCUGGUGAACGCAGUCCACAGGAUAAGGGGCUGGGUGGGCCUUGUCAAGGACGUCUUGAAUAUCUACCUCUACCGGAAGGAUCCUACGCCCCAAGCGGCUUCAUGA